This is a messenger RNA of Vicia faba (fava bean), 1254 nucleotides long. The record is from the annotation of a GenBank genome assembly. Lineage: Eukaryota; Viridiplantae; Streptophyta; Magnoliopsida; Fabales; Fabaceae.
AUGGCUUCAGGGCAAACACAAGAAGAACGAUCAUGGCUUUUAGAGAACGGUAAUCCAAAGAUCUUGACCAAGGAAUCAAGACACGGACAUGGCCGUAGCCGAAGAGCGCACAACAUUUCUUCAGCUUCAAUGCGAAAGAAAUCCAAAUUUACUCUCGUCUCCAAUAUUCCAUGGGAUUCCCUUAGGAUUGUGUUGGCUAACAUCCAAGAGGUUAUUCUUGGUACAAAGCUUUCCAUCCUCUUCAUUGCCGUUCCUGCUGCAAUCCUAGCUCAUGACCUUGCCUUAGGAAGAUCAUGGGUUUUUAUAUUGAGCUUACUUGGCCUUACUCCACUUGCUGAACGUGUGAGCUUUCUUACAGAACAAAUUGCUUUCUUCACCGGUCCUACAGUUGGAGGACUUCUUAAUGCAACAUGUGGGAAUGCUACUGAACUCAUAAUUGCAAUAUUUGCUCUUAGCAGCAACAAAAUUGCUGUUGUCAAGUAUUCUCUUUUGGGUUCCAUUCUUUCAAAUCUUCUUCUUGUUCUUGGAACUUCUCUUCUUUGUGGUGGCAUUGCAAAUCUUAGGGUGGAGCAGAAAUAUGACAGAAGGCAAGCAGAUGUGAACUCACUGAUGCUGAUACUGGCAUUGCUAUGCCUUUUGCUUCCAAUGCUAUUCACAUACAGUGCUGCAUCACCGGAACUCACCGUAGAAUCUUCACUCUACUUGUCAAGAGCUGCUAGCAUUGUCAUGUUGGCUGCAUAUUUUGUUUACUUGAUCUUUCAACUAUGGACACAUAGGCAACUAUUUGAAGCUGAAGAUGAAGGCGGAGAUGAGAACAUUGAGGCAGAAGAGGCUGUGAUUGGAUUUUGGAGUGGAUUUGCUUGGUUGGCUGGAAUGACUGUGUUCACUGCGUUGUUGUCUGAAUACGUGGUCGAUACAAUUGAGGAUGCAUCAGAUUCAUGGGGUUUAUCAGUGAGCUUCCUCAGCAUAAUCUUGCUUCCAAUAGUUGGCAAUGCAGCUGAACAUGCUGGAGCAAUCAUUUUUGCUUUCAAGAACAAGCUUGACAUUUCCUUAGGUGUUGCAUUGGGCUCUGCCACUCAAAUUGCCAUGUUUGUGGUUCCCCUCUGUGUUACUGUUGCUUGGGGAAUGGGAGUGAAUAUGGACCUAAACUUCAACCUCAUUGAGACAGGUUCUCUUGCUGUGGCAAUUAUAGUCACAAGCUUCACUUUACAGGAUGGUACUUCUCACUACAUGAAAGAUUUCCCAGUGACCUAA